AUGUUAAUUUUUAGUCAAUUUGUACGUCCUUUAAUUUUGACAAUUCUUUUACCAUGCAUAAUUAUAAGUAUUCUGGAGAUUUAUUAUGUAACUCAUAAGAAUAUAUCGUGGAAAAUUUUUGAAAGAAUAAUAUUAGAUAGCCCAAAUUGGUGGAUUUUUGGAAUUCCAUUGUCUGGAUAUGCAUUAAUUUGGGAAAUUUCAUUACUAGUUACUGUUGCAUUAUCUUAUAAGGAACAAUUAGGUAUGAAUGAAAAAGAAUUUCAAGGCUAUAGUGAACUCCAGAAAUAUCCAAACUCUGAAAAGUACCAGGAUUUAUAUAAAGGUGGUUAUGAUUUAAAUUCUGUGACUUUUUGGAUUGAUAGUAUAAGUAUUUGGAAUAGAUUAACAUUUUUAAUGGUAAAUAUUGCUAUAUAUGUGAAUUUCUACCUAAUAUUUUUAAUGUACUUUCAAUUCCAAACUUAUUCAAUUUUAACAUUGGCAAAUUUUUGUCUCUUUUUUAUAAUUUUUAUACUUAAUUGGUAUCCUGGAUUACUAUCAAAUUUUAUGGAAAGUCUUAAACUUACUGGAAUAUGUUUUAUUAUUUCUUUAAUUCUAAUUUUAUGUAUGUAUUUUUCGAAUUUAGAAUCUCAAAAUAGUAUUGUACCUUUUAUUGCAGAAAAUUUAAAUAUUCCAGUUUUAAGUAAAGAAGAAGAUGAAUUAAAUAGACGGAUUAUAAAAAGGUUUAUUGAAUCUGGGGGAAUUCUUUAUGGUAUGCAUGGAUCACCUUCUACUGCUAUUAAUGAAAUGAUAUGGGGAAAAUCAUCAAUACAACUUCUUAAAGAUACUAAAAGUUAUGUUGAAUGUAGUUUUACAGUAUUUCAUAAUAAAGAGUGGAAGACUUGUAUUGAAAAUCAUAUAGACUCAUAUCCAUCUUGGGUAGUUGGUGACCGUAAAAUAACUGGAAUUGUUAAACCCCAAAUUAUUGCAUUUGAAAUUAAUUUAGAUUUAGAAAAAAUGAGAAGGGAUGUAUUAAUAUAUUUAUCAUCAGAACAAUCAGUUCAAAAUGAUGAUAAUUUACAAAAAGAAAUUGCUAAUUCUGUGGAUGAUUCAGUUGUAGAAAGUGAUGAAGAAACUGAUCUUAAUAAAAAUGAUACAGACUAUAAUGAUGAUAAUAUAGAAAAAUCAAGUUCUUAUGAUAAAAAAGGAAAGUAUAAGAAAAAAGGUAAAAAGUAUAGAGAAGAUAAAAAAAAUGCAAAUUUAUUGAAUAUUGAGAAUUUAUAUGACCAACCUUUACUUAGAGGAGUUACAAAUAUUAAAGAAUCUUUAAAGGGUGAAGAACCUGAAGAUAUAACAACGCUCAUAGAACCUCCUGAUGAGAUUGAUGAUAGACUUCAAGGAAUGAAAGAGGAAGUAAGACAAGUGAGGAGUAUUGAAGAAAAAAAUAAAGAAAUAGAAUUACUUAAGAAAGAGCUUGAGGAACAACGAGCUAUUGAAUUAGAAUUAGAAGAAGAUACUGAGAAAGAUGAAAAUAUAAGAGAUAAAGAACAAAAUUUAACCAAUAUUCUAGAGAAUAAACCCACAGAUUUACUACUAAAUUCGAAAGUUCAGGAUAAUAAUUCACCAAAAUUAUAUGAUUCAACUAAUAUAGAAGAGUUAGAUUUAGAAAAAGAACAUUCUGAAGUAGAUCAAUCUAAAACUCAAGAAACUGAAAUAAAUUUAAAACCUGAAUUUAGAAGUGACUUAGAAUUAUGGAAAAGUAACCAUCCUAUAGAAGAAAGCAAUGUUAAGACCCAAGAUUUCUCUAAAAAAAAUAAGGAAUUUCCUAAUCAAUUAAAUAUUAAAUCUGAACAGAAUAAUGAAACUGAUACAAGUAAUGGGGAUAAAAUUAAAGAGAAUAAUAUAUCGGAACUAAAACAAGAAGUUCAAUUAUCUAACACAACUGCAAAACACAAUAACUUAAUGUUGAAAAAUUCAAUUGAUGAAAUACAACAAAGAGAUGGAGAUAAUGUGGUAUCAGGAUUUGAUAAAGGAGAUUUAAAUUAG
Molecule: messenger RNA, 2022 nt
Organism: Cryptosporidium muris RN66
Lineage: Eukaryota; Apicomplexa; Conoidasida; Eucoccidiorida; Cryptosporidiidae
Exons: 1
Coding region: 1-2022 (673 amino acids)
Source: RefSeq, a predicted model, not a curated record